This is a messenger RNA of Vicia faba (fava bean), 3024 nucleotides long. Lineage: Eukaryota; Viridiplantae; Streptophyta; Magnoliopsida; Fabales; Fabaceae. The record is from the annotation of a GenBank genome assembly.
AUGGCCGAGGCCUUAGUUGGAGUUGUGUUUCAGAAUUUGUCAUCUCUUCUUCGGGAUAAAUUUUCCACCUUGUUCGGAAUCGAGUCAAAGAUGGAAAAGCUAUCAAACACCUUAGUUAGCAUCAACGCUGUCCUUGAAGAUGCUGAGCGGAAACAAGUCACGGACCGGUCUAUAAAAGUAUGGCUGCAACAACUCAAAGAUGCUGUAUAUGUGCUUGAUGAUAUCCUUGAUGAAUAUUCCAUUGAAUCUACCCGGCUGAGGGGCUCACUUUCUAUCAACCCAAAGAACUUAGUUUUUCGUCGUGACAUAGGCAACCGGUUGAAAGAUAUUACAAGGAGAUUAGAUUAUAUUGCUGAUGGUAAAAACAACUUUCUUCUACGACAUGAUAUUACUAUUACUGAUAGCUCAAUUGAAGUGCCUGAAUGGCGCCAAAUCAGCCCUUUUAUUGCUGAACCAACAGUUUUUGGACGACAACAUGAUAACGACAAGAUUGUUGAGUUUCUCCUCACCCAACCGACGGAUUCUGACUCUCUUUCCAUCCUGCCCAUUGUUGGCUUAGGCGGUAUUGGAAAAACAACUCUUGCUCAGUUGGUCUACAAUGAUGUUAGGGUGACUAACAAUUUUGAUACAAAAAUCUGGGUUUGCGUUUCUGAGGUAUUUUCCGUCAGGAGGAUUCUAUGUUCCAUUAUAGAAGCUAUCAAAUCUGACAAGUGUGAUUCCUUGGAUUUAGAUGGAUUACAAAUAAAGGUGCAAAGUUUGUUGCAAGGUAAAAGAUAUUUUCUAGUUUUAGACGAUGUAUGGAACAAAACUAAAUAUUUAGAAUCUGGGUUAAGCCAAGAGAAAUGGAUUAAGUUGAAAUCCAUGUUGUUGUGUGGAUCCAAAGGUUCUUCCAUUUUAGUUUCCACUCGAGAUGAGUAUGUUGCGGAAAUUGUGAGAACAUGCCAAACCUAUCAUUUGUCUUGUCUCCCUCAAGAUGAAUGUUGGUUGUUGUUCAAACAAUAUGCAUUUGGACAUGAAGGAGAAGAACGCGCUGAACUGGUGGAAAUAGGUAAGGAGAUAGCGAAGAAAUGCGGUGGAUUGCCUCUUGCGGCACAAGCAUUGGGAAGUCUAAUGCGAUCAAAGAGUGAAGAAAAAGAUUGGCUUGAAGUUAAAGAGAGCAGAAUUUGGGAUUUAGCACAUGAGAAUUCAAUCUUGUCUGUCUUGAGGUUGAGCUACUUUCAUUUUACUCUGACCUUAAAGCAAUGUUUCUCUUUUUGUGCUAUAUUUCCCAAAGAUUGGAUAAUCAUGAAAGAAGAACUGAUUCAUCUUUGGCUGGCUAAUGGAUUUAUUUCGCCUAGAGAAAAUUUGGAGGUCGAAGAUGUUGGCAGCAUGAUCUGGAAUGAAUUGUGCCAAAAAUCAUUCUUUCAAGACAUCAAGAUCGAUGAAUAUUCUGGAGACAUUUCUUUCAAGAUGCAUGAUCUUGUCCAUGAUCUUGCUCAGUCGAUAAUGGGGCAAGAUUGUAUGAUUUUAGGGAAUGCUGAAAACAUGGCUAAUUUGUCUAAAAGUACACAUCAUGUUAGUUUUCACUUUGCUUCUCAUUUAUCAGUUGAUAAAAGUUCCUUGAAAAAAGUAGAAUCCCUACGCACAAUGUUUGAGUUGAAUCAUUAUGCUUAUGAACACACUGAUUACUUCCCAGCAAACUGUUCUCUACGGGUUUUAAGCAUCUCCCCUACCCAGGUAUCAUCACUCGGAAGCUUAAUUCAUUUGAGGUAUUUGAAACUUCAUGGUUGCGACAUUAAAAACAUCCCUGACUCAAUUUACAACUUGCAUAAACUGGAAGUCUUGAAAUUGAUAAAUCUUUCCAAACUGACAUGUCUACCGAAACGUUUGGCUUGCUUACAAAAUCUUAGGCAUCUUGUCAUUGAAGAUUGCUAUUCACUUUCUCAAUUGUUUCCCUACAUUGGAAAAUUAACUUGCCUUAGAACACUAAGUGUAUACAUCGUUAGUAUAGAGAGAGGACAAGGCUUGGCAGAACUACGUGAUCUAAACCUCAGAGGAAAGCUAAAUAUCAAAGGGUUAAAAGAUGUUGGUAGUCUAUCCCAUGCUCAAGAUGCCAAUUUGACAGCUAAAACAGAACUCCAUGAAGUAUCCAUGUCAUGGAGCGUCAAUGAUAGAAUUACUGAGACCCCGAGUUUUAAUUCCGAGCAAGUACUAGAAGGGCUUCAACCUCACACAAAUCUCAAAAGCUUGAAGAUAUAUUACUAUAAUGGAUUAUGUUUCCCAAAUUGGAUCCAAACUCUAACUAGUUUAGUUUCUCUUGAACUCAAGGGUUGCAACAAGUGUGUGCGGGUUUCACUACUUGGUAAACUACCAUCUCUUAAGAAACUGGAACUACACGAUAUGAAUAAUGUGAAAUUUGUGGAUGAUGAGGAUGAGGAAUGUCACGACAAUAUGGAUGUGAAGAUUUUCCCAUCUCUUGAGGAACUCAUAUUAUUUAGGUUACCAGGAUUAGAGAGGUUGUUGAAAAUGGAAAGAAGGGAGAUGUUUCCUUGUCUUUCUGUUUUAAAAAUAUCCUUUUGCGAUAAACUUAGAUUGCCAUGUCUUCCUUAUGUUAAUGACCUACAAGUAGUUGGAUGUAACAUUGAAUUAUUGAGUUCAAUCUCUAGCUUCGAUGGUCUUACUACCCUUAACCUUAGUGAAGGUAGAGGAAUAACAUCCUUUCCAGAGGGGAUGUUCAGAAACCUUACUUGUCUUCAAACUCUAACAGUAAAUAAAUUUUCCAAGUUGAAGGAGUUACUAAAUGAGCCCUUUAACGUUAUCUCUUCCAGCCAUGAGCUUAAUUGGAAAGGUAUGCAAUCCCUUCGAACCUUGACAAUUACUGAUUGUGAAGAAUUGAGAUGCUUGCCGGAGGGUAUUCGAUUCCUCACUUCUCUAGAGGAUCUGACAAUUUAUGGUUGCCCAACAUUAGAAGAGCUAUGCAAGAAGGAAACAGGGGAGGAUUGGAACAGGAUAGCACAUAUUCCGAAUUUAGAUAUUUCUUUAUGA